UUUCAUCUUGAAAAUAUCCCGAUACAAAAUUUUGAUAUUUUUUUUUAUCUCUAUCCUGUAUUUCUUUCCUUGAGAUGUGCGCGAUUCGUAAUUCGGCAAAAAAAUGUGUGAUAAAACUGACAUUUAUCUAAAAUAGAAAAUAGAGUACCUAUUCAAAAAACAUAUAUUUCCCUAGCUAUAAGUUUAGUUAAAAAUUUAAACAUAUUUCAACAUGUUUUGAGUUCUAAAUCUUCUCAUUGCCAAAUUACAAGUGUAUUCAAAAAAUAAUGUGCUAAAUUUUGUUGUUUAUUGUAAAUAAUAUACGGAAAUGCGGCUGGGCGUGUGCUUGGCACCCGUUUGUUGAUCGCGAUCAGUAUUUAGGUGUUAGAAUGAUGUGUUAGAAUUGAAGUGUGGGCAGCAUGAGGUUCAAUAAGCCGGAGCUGCAGGCGCUAGCGUCCCAGGCGUCGCAAAACUUCGAUAAAGAAGGGGUGUUGGUCUUCAGGGAGCGACAGGAUGGUUUCUUUCGGAGAUCUGAAGGGUGCUCUCUGCGCUGGUUCCGCCUGCGCGGCAACUUGCUGUUCUACCUAAAGGGCCCCGAGCCGUGGUAUGAGCCCAUGGGCGUCAUAGUCCUGGGCCACCAUCAGACCAAGACCCAGCCGCCGGAUGAGAACGGCCACUGGCCCUUUCAGAUAGUAUGGGACAACGGCAUGAGCUACCGCAUGGCGACGCACCACGAGUCGGAGCGCACGCUGUGGCUGAAAGCAAUACAAAUGGCGCCCUACGACAACAUCAAGGCGCAGAUUGCGUCGUUGAGGGCUCGGCUUAACAAGAUACGACCUCAUGUUGAUAUAGCCACAUAUAGGCUGCAGAGAGGCAUUGUCACUGACAUGAACGAGGUGCCUCUCUGCGAGCUAGCGCUGUCCUGCGACAAUCUCCUGUGCGACACGCACGGACGCCCCCCCUCACCCCUCGUGGUCCUCUACGUUCGUUACCCUAAAGGCCUAUGCGUUCGCUAUGGCACCACCGAGGUCGUUGAGACGUGCAGCAAUCCCUGCUUCUCAAAGACCAUACUGUUCCGAGCGAGCGACGGUCUCGCCGGAGAUGCGGUGGUACGCAUAGUGGUCUACGACGUCAAGGAGAGGGUGUCGGAGACCACCGUGCCUAUGGGAUAUACCUCGCUGACACUCGCUACUAUACAGGAUUCUCAACGUCUACGAGUGGCCUUAUCAACUCGCGAGAACAAGACCGUCGGCUUCGUGACCAUCAACGGCUGGAGUCUGGAACCCUCAUACAUCGGCAGCCCAAUACACACCGACAAGACUGUAGACAUUCACAAAAUACAGUGCCACCGUCGCUCACAGUCCCUGCCGCCUCGGUUGGGCUUGAAGUUGAAGUUCCCGUCGUAUGGGAACGUGCUGAAGCAGAACUUCGUGAACAGCCACCAAGUGACGUACAGGUUCCAUUCGGGGCUGGGCGGGGAUAUCACGGUGCACGAGGUUAUGGCUGAAGCCAAGAUCUGCUUUCAACUGCCGGCUGAAUUGCUGGACAUGUACAUCCAGCGCGAGAAAGAGUUACUGGAGCAGCUCCUCUCCGUGGGCGAGAUCUGUGGGCACUGGCAGCACAAGCAGUUGGAGCUGGUCGGGGCACACGUGGCCCUGUUGAAGCACUACUGUCGGUGUCGACGGUGUUUGGCCAGUCCGGAGGCGCAUUUCAAGCCGAGCGCCAAAAAAGAGCACGCGAGCCUUGAGUUCGCGCCGAUCAACCUGCACCUCCAGCGCAUGUGGGUUCACAACGACACCCUCAACAAGUCCGGCUUCCACGACGUUAUUACAGCUGGUGCAUUCGCCGUGCAUACUAAUAAGAAUGAACGCACAGGGGGACUUAUACGAUUAGUCCAGCAAGCCAAAGACGUGAAUAGCACGAAAGCCGCCAUAGAUUCAGCCACCGCCAACAAGAUACAAGCGGAAUAUGACAACGUAGUGGCGAUCAGGACGCUUCGGGACGAUAUAGCGGGUGGAGCCGCGCGCGUGUGCAUGUAUGUGCAGGCCGGGCGGGGGGAGGAGGCUACGGCGGUUGUCGAGGAUAUAAAGAGCAAAGUAAAGAAUAUGAUCACUCUAUGGGACCCGAACGCUAUAGAGGAAUCACUCUCAGUCAUCGGCUGGCCUCAGAAAAUCAGCAACGAGUCAGAAAUACAGACAACGUGCACAAUAAAACGCCUAAUUGAACAACUCAGCUCCACCGACACCCACAGCUCCGACUGCGACACCCUCUCCUCCUGUUCCUCCUCCAAAGACCCCUCCCCCACCACUGACCCCCCUCCACUAUCCUCGAGCGCCCCCAACAUCAACAAGAACCUCGAGUUCCACAACGAUUACUUCGAGAGUGAACGGAAACUGUUCAACCGUUCGUUCCGUUCAGUUCGUUCGCAAACGCCGAAAUUGAAUGAGCAAUGUCGGUCGUUGGAUGCGAAGAAUGAGUUUGGGAGUGUCGAGCUUCCUUAUAAGUGCUUGGAUUUGAGUGCGGGGAAGAAGACGAGCUACCAUAGCCAGGACAUGGGUCAAACAGACCCUGCAGUGAAAGAAAGCAAUCUGUUUUGUCUAAAACACUUGGCCAUUGAGCUGCAAGAAGCUUUAGAAGCCUACAGCUCUACUGCGGCGGACGCUGCCCAAUGUAAAGCCUCCCUCGAGCUUCUAGAAACGCACGCAGCCCGCCUCCUAACAUGCGCGCGCGCGUUAGUGUCCCGCGCGAACGUCGCGCACGCCGCGUUGCGUUUACGCUGCGAGCCCGCGCAGUGGACGCGGGAUCACGCGCAGCUGCAGGCCAGAAGAGACAAGUGCUUCAGUCAGGCGCUAACAACCGUAACAACGGGCCUUGUAUCCUGGCUAUGCGGGGCGAAUGCGCACAUAGUUUCGCUCCUCUCGUCGGGUCUGGGCCCGCUGUGCGGGUUCGAGGGGCUACUUAGUCUGUACGCGGCCGAGCGUGCCAUGUGGGGCGACAUGGCCGUCGCGGUCGAGGACUUACAUACUGUGCAGUUCACGUUGAUUAAAAACGAUUACAACAAUGUCUUACCUCACGUAUCGGGGACGCGAGGUUCCCUGUUCGUGCACAUACCAAUCUCAGACUCCCUAUACGCCAAAUUUACUAAUAAAGAGCACCUAACCUUCACAAUAACGGCCGUAUUCUUUAACAUCGGCGUGAAUGAGAAGGCCACGCUGGCCGAAGCGCUGGGCGAGACCACGCCGCAGCAACACUCCAACUGCGACAACUAUGACCGGAUGCACAAGUAUUAUCUUAAGUACUGCAAGGUGUGCCCGCAGGACCACACGGCUAGAGCCUCAUCACGAACAAAGCCGCUGGAAGAAGUAAUGGAGAACCUCAGGAUAGCGGUGCAUAAGAAGGUGCCGAAAAACGUUGAGGUGCUACAUCUAGCUGCGCUUGCCACAAGACUCAUGAACGGUAUUCGAUUCACGUCUUGCAAAAGCGCCAAAGAUCGCACAGGCAUGUCGGUCACCCUUGAGCAAUGCUCCAUCCUCGCCUCCGAAUAUCAUCUCGCUGACACCGAGAUGAGGAAAGCACUCGCCAUCAUGAGAAGCGAGGGCUGCCGCCGAGAGAACACGUACAAGAACAUCGGAGUGAGGAAAUACGCUUUCACGAAGAAGCAAGUCGCAGCCCUACCCGAGGACUAUAGGCCUCCCCCCGGCACCUUCAGCUCUUCGCAAACUUAAGUACUUCCCUCUUAGAUCCUGACUGAAACAUCCCCUCGUGACCCGAAGCCCCCUUUUAAGUGGUACGGAGAGGCAAGUAGCGGCACCCGAGGACUAUAGCUUUCCCAGGCACCUUAAAUUCUUCGCAAUAUUAAGUCCUUUUGUCAAAAACUUUUACCUGACUCUCAUAGGGAACAAGGCCCCUUCGCAAAAGGGCAAAGCCCCAUUUUAAGUGGAGCAUGCAUAUUUAAAACACCUAGAGUAUAUGUAUCUCUGAAGGUAGGCGAGUACUUGCCUCUGUGGGCUUUCCCUGGCAUCUUAAAAUCUUCGCAAUCUUAAGUCCUUUUGUCAAAAACUGUUACCUGACUCUCAUAGGGAACAAGGCCCCUUCGCAAGAGGGCAAAGCCCCAUUUUAAGUGGAUCAUGCAUAUUUAAGACACCUAGAGUAUAUGUAUCUCUGAAGGUAGGCGAGUACUUGCCUCUGUGUGCUUUCCCUGGCAUCUUAAAAUCUUCGCAAUCUUAAGUCCUUUUGUCAAAAACUUUUACCUGACUCUCAUAGGGAACAAGGCCCCUUCGCAAGAGGGCAAAGCCGCAUUUUAAGUAGGUCAUGCAUAUUUAAAACACCUAGAAUAUAUGUAUCUCUGAAGGUAGGCGAGUACUUGACUCCUUCACUCUCUUUAAGGGUCGCUACACCUUUAAUUUUUUUCUUCGCCUCGACAAAGAGGUAGUACACUUUUUAAGGGCAUUGUCCGUUUACUGUCUUUUACGCAUAUUGCCCCUUAAUUGCAAUUGACGUAAGAAAUGCAGACAGUCACAAUUUUCAAAAAUAAAUUAAAGAGUUUACUUAUAAAAUGUGCUUACUACAACAUAAACGAAUUCGAAAAUUUCGAAAUACUUAAGUGAUAAUUUGUAUUUAAUUGAAUCGACGAUACUUUGACAUUUUGUAAUUCUAAAUC
This is a messenger RNA of Cydia strobilella, 4639 nucleotides long. Its product is annotated as type II inositol 3,4-bisphosphate 4-phosphatase. The coding region runs from base 399 to 3704 and encodes 1101 amino acids. The record is from RefSeq and is a predicted model, not a curated record. Gene Ontology annotation, cellular component: cytoplasm. NCBI's taxonomy places the organism in Eukaryota, Metazoa, Arthropoda, Insecta, Lepidoptera, Tortricidae. Gene Ontology annotation, molecular function: phosphatidylinositol-3,4-bisphosphate 4-phosphatase activity. The transcript has 19 exons.